AAAAGUGUGAGAUUUCAAGGGAUUAAGCUAAUAAAGGUUCAGAUUAGGUUGUAGAUAGCUGAGUUCAUCGAGGACUAUCCUUGGAUUUACAUUCCUUCAAAUUAUUGCCAUGCCUCCUCAACGCGAACCCCCACCUCUCACUAGAUCGAUUGGGAGGGGAAGAGGUCGUUCCCAACGUCGUCAAUUAGAUGCAGUAGAGGAGGAAUCGGUUGCAUCCACCAUUCAGGCAGCACCUGCUGCUAAGCAGGCCGAGACUCCACCACAUCCUCCGCCACCUACUGGUACUUUUGCCAUGUCUCUUGAGGUAGUCCAGGCAUUGGCAGCUUUCUUUAUCGCUAUUGUUGGCCAAGCUCAGGCUGGUCAGGCCCCUUCUAUAGUACCACCAGUUGCUCCUUCAGUACCACCACCCCCACCUCUUGUUCCACCACUAGUGCCGGAUGUCUCUAUUGCUAAGAAGUGGAAGGAAGCUAGGCAACUUGAUUAUGUUUCUUUUACGAGUGAGUUGGAUCCAACCGUAGCCAAAGAUUGGAUUAAUCAAGUUUCGGAGACGUUCUUUGAUAUAAGGUUGGAUGAUGACCUGAAAUUGAUGGUGACCACGAGAUUACUAGAGAAGAGAGCUCGUACAUGGUGGAAUUCAGUAAAAUCCCGUUUCACUACUCCUCCGACAUGGUCAAACUUCCUAAGAGAAUUUGAUGGUUAGUAUUUCACUUAUUUCCAUCAGAAAGAAAAGAAAAGAGAAUUUUUGAGUUUGAAACAAGGGAAUUUAACUAUAAAGGAGUACGAAGCUUGUUUUAACGAGCUGAUGUUAUAUGUGCCGGAUCUGGUGAAAUCUGAGUAGGAUCAGGCCAAUUAUUUCGAGAAAGGGCUCCAUAAUGAGAUUGGAGAACGGAUGACAGUGACUGGUAGGGAGCCACAUAAGGAGGUCGUACAGAUGGCUUUACGGGCUGAGAAGCUCGCGACUGAGAAUAAGAGGAUUCGGAUCGAGUUUGCAAAAAGAAAGAAUCCUGGUUAUCUUCUAGUCAACCACCAAAAAGAGGCAAGGACUCAACGACUUCAAGGAGCACUACUUCUGUUUCAGUGACAUCUCCUCGACCUCCAUUUUCAUAGACACAGUAGAGGCCUCAAAGAUUCAGUAGAUCUGCGAUGACUACUUCUUGGAAGAAUUUCGGAGGUUCUGAUAAAUGUAGGAAAUGUGGGAAGAAUCAUGUUGAGCCGUGUAGGGGAUCAGUACGAUGUUAUCAUUGUGAUCAGUCGGGCCACAUUAAGAAUGAGUGCCCAUAACUAAGACAGGCUACUACAACUACUCUACCUCCACCAGCUCGUACAGAUAUACAGAGAAGAGAUCUUUCUGGGUUACCACCGAGGCAGGGAGUGGCUAUACAGUCUGGUGUAGAGAGUAACACCCCUACAUAUCCACCUUGGAGACCACAGACUCGUACUUUGACAAGAGUUUUCGCUGUGACGGAAGAUAAGGCAUUGGUCCGACUUGAAGCAAUGACAAGUAUCAUGUCUUUAUUUGAUAAAGAUACUUAUGUUUUGAUAGAUUCUAGCUCAGAUAGGUUUUAUGUGAGUAUGGCAUUUACAUCAAUUGCUGAUAGAAACCUGUCACCAUUAGAGGAAGAAAUUAUAAUUCACACCCCUUUAGGUGAAAAGCUAGUUAGAAACAGUUGUUAUAGAGAUUGUGGAGUAAUGGUUGGUGAGGAAGAAUUUAGGGGUGACUUGAUUCCUCUAGAAAUCCAAGAUUUUGAUUUGAUAUUGUAUAUGGACUGGUUAACUACACAUCGGGUGAAUGUGGAUUGUUUUAGAAAAGAAGUUGUUCUUCAGAAUUCAGAGGGAGCAGAGAUUUUUUUUGCAGGGAAACAUCGAGUAUUACCGUCCUGUGUAAUCUCGGCCAUCAAAGCUUUGAAACUGGUGUAGAAAGGGUAUCCAGCAUAUUUAGCACAUGUGAUCGAUACUUCAAAAGGGGAACCUAAAUUAGAGGAUGUCCCAAUAGUUAGUGAGUUUCCUGAUGUAUUUCUUGAUGAAUUACUUGGACUACCUCCUAAUCGAGAGCUCGAGUUUCCUAUUGAUUUACUUUCGGGUACCGCACCUAUUUCUAUCCCUCCAUACAGAAUGGCUCCGGCAGAGUUGAAAGAACUGAAAGUCCAGUUGCAAGAUUUGGUAGAUAAAGGUUCCAUUCGCCCUAGCAUUUCUCCUUGGGGAGCACCAGUCCUAUUUGUAAAGAAGAAGGAUGGCACUCUUCGAUUAUGUAUCGAUUACCGUCAGUUGAACCAAGUGACCAUCAAGAAUAAAUACCCUCUACCCCGGAUCGAUGAUCUUUUUGAUCAAUUACGAUGUGCUAUAGUGUUUUCAAAGAUUGAUUUGAGGUCUGGGUAUUAUCAGUUUAAGAUUAAGGAGCAAGAUGUACCCAAGAUUGCUUUAAGGAUGCGUUAUGGGCAUUAUGAGUUUUUGGUGAUGCCGUUUGGUUUGACUAAUGCCCUGAUAGCUUUAUGGAUCCUAUGAACAGUGUCAAGACCCGGAACUCCCAUCAGGCCCGUGACAACCGCCGCGACGUCCCGAUAGGCACUCAUUACCCCAAAUGCCGAUCAAAACCCUGCAAAGCUUAGCAUCAGUUUUCGCAUCUCCCUGGUGAGCAAUAGUUAUUAAAUCUUGCAUUUCAAGAAAUCAUAAGUCGUUUCCAAAUCAAAACAAUAAAAUAUUAUUUUCUGGCUCACAAAGGCAUUUUCGUCAUUUUUCUUCGAAAAUAUCGAAACCCGUCAAAAACAUAGUGUAAAAGCUAAAUAUGUUCAUACAUAUUUUAAAUCAAAUAACUAAAGUAUAAAAUUACUUUUACAAU
Molecule: messenger RNA, 2836 nt
Organism: Theobroma cacao (cacao)
Lineage: Eukaryota; Viridiplantae; Streptophyta; Magnoliopsida; Malvales; Malvaceae
Source: RefSeq, a predicted model, not a curated record